Messenger RNA from Chiloscyllium plagiosum (whitespotted bambooshark), 1609 nucleotides. RefSeq names its product fumarylacetoacetate hydrolase (fumarylacetoacetase) (gene fah). Gene Ontology annotation, molecular function: fumarylacetoacetase activity. The record is from RefSeq and is a predicted model, not a curated record. Gene Ontology annotation, biological process: homogentisate catabolic process; L-phenylalanine catabolic process; L-tyrosine catabolic process. NCBI's taxonomy places the organism in Eukaryota, Metazoa, Chordata, Chondrichthyes, Orectolobiformes, Hemiscylliidae.
GGAGGCGCCCUCCCAGUCAUCCUGUCAGCCUGUCUACUCGAAACAUGUCCUUCCUGAAAGUGGGAGCACAUUCCGAUUUUCCGAUCCAGAACCUCCCGUUCGGUGUGUUUUCCACUCCGGAUAACCCAACCCAUAGAAUCGGUGUUGCUAUUGGAGACCAGAUCUUAGAUCUCAAUGUUGUUAAACAUUUCUUCACUGGCUCAGCUCUCUCUAAACAUCAACAUGUCUUCAGCCAGCCGACCCUUAACUCUUUCAUGGCUCUUGGCCAUGAAGCCUGGAGGGAAGCUCGAGCUUUUCUGCAGCAGCUCCUGUCGGCUGGUGAAGCAACACUGCGGGAUAACAAAGAACUGAGGCAAAGAGCAUUUGUACCCCAGGCUUCAGCCACCAUGCAUCUCCCUGCGCAGAUCGGGGAUUACACAGAUUUUUAUUCAUCCCUUCAUCAUGCAACAAAUGUUGGAAUCAUGUUUCGAGGAAAGGACAAUGCUCUCAUGCCUAACUGGUUGCACUUACCUGUUGCUUACAAUGGCCGUGCGUCAUCUGUCGUUGUGUCUGGGACCCCCAUCAGAAGGCCCAUGGGACAGACAAACUCAGAUGAAGCGAAACCGCCUGUGUUUGGACCCAGCAAACUUCUAGACUUUGAGCUGGAAAUGGCUUUUUUUGUGGCACCAGGCACCAAGUUAGGAGAGAGAAUCGAUAUAUCCCGGGCGCACGAACAUAUCUUUGGGAUGGUUCUUAUGAAUGACUGGAGUGCUCGUGAUAUUCAGAAAUGGGAAUAUGUUCCACUGGGACCAUUCCUAGGGAAGAGUUUUGGAACGACAAUUUCACCUUGGGUUGUAUCGAUGGAAGCUCUGUCGCCAUUCAUUGUGGCCAAUCCUAUCCAGAAUCCCAAGCCCCUGCCGUAUCUGUGCAGUGAUGACCCGUACACUUUCGACAUCAACCUUUCUGUUUCUAUUAAAGGUGAGGCAAUGACUGAAAAGGCGACAAUCUGUCGGUCCAACUUCAAGCAUAUGUACUGGACCAUGAAGCAACAGUUAGCUCACCACACUGUUAAUGGGUGCAAUGUGAGACCUGGAGAUUUGCUGGCUUCUGGAACGAUCAGUGGCCCUACCCCAGAGAGUUUUGGCUCAAUGUUGGAGUUGUCAUGGAAGGGAACAAAAGUUAUCGACCUUGGGAAUGAGAAUACCCGCAAAUUCCUUCAGGAUGGUGAUGAAGUUACCUUGACUGGUUAUUGCCAGGGCAAUGGCUAUCGAAUUGGCUUUGGGGAAUGUACCGGAAAAGUGCUUCCAGCGAAUUUGUAAUGCACUGAGUAUGUUCUGGAUGGGAAAUACAGAAUGUCAUCAUAUUUCUCCUGCUUUAACCAUUUAGUGGAACUGAUUGCAAUCAAAUAUUCCCCUCAUCCCAUCUCCAAUUAGAAAUUUUACACUAAUCAGUGGAGGACUUCCAAGUUCGUUCACAACUUAAUUCUUGUCACUAUUGCAUUUAAUAAUACAAAGCACAAAGGGAAGUCCAGCACAGGAAGAGGCCUUUCAGCCCUCCUAGACUGUGCUGAUCAUCAUGCCCUAACUAAACUAAAAGACAAACCUUUUGCCCUUAUUCAGUCCAUAUCCCU